GGCUCGCCUGGGGUUUGGGGCGUCGGCUUAGCACCGCCACUGGGCUGGGCAGACACGGAGAGGCAAGGCACAGCCGUACAGGGAGGGAGCCGGGAGCCCGAGACUGCUCUGAACUCAGGACCGGAGGGCAGCAGGCUGUACAAAGAGUGUGGGGCCAUGCCACGUCCGGACCGUUUUGGGCGCUGUCUGCCCGCGGUGCUCACCUUGUUCCUGGCUGUGAAGGUUUCCACGUGCGGUGAGGGCCCCGGCUCCCGGCCCAACAUCCUUCUCCUCAUGGCAGACGAUCUCGGCCUCGGAGAUGUCGGCUGCUAUGGCAACACCUCCAUCAGAACUCCAAACAUUGACCAGCUUGCAGCAGAUGGGGUGAAGCUAACCCACCACAUCGCUGCAGCAUCUGUGUGUACCCCGAGCAGGGCUGCUUUCCUGACCGGGAGAUACCCUAUCCGCUCAGGCAUGAUUUCCUACAAUGGUUACCGUGUUCUUCAGUGGACCGGAGUCGCCGGCGGCCUCCCACCCAGCGAGAUAACUUUUGCAAAAAUUCUGAAAGAAAAAGGCUAUACCACAGGACUAAUAGGGAAGUGGCAUUUGGGCCUCAACUGCAAGUCACCCAGCGACCACUGCCAUCACCCACUCAACCACGGGUUCGACCACUUCUACGGGAUGCCGUUCACCAUGAUGGGCGACUGCACGGGGUGGGAGCUCUCUGAAAGACGCGUCGGGCUGCAGCGCAGGCUCGACUUCUACUUCCAGGUCUUGGCCUUCGCUGCCCUCACUCUGGCAGCCGGGAAGCUCAGCCACCUGCUGCCCGUCUCCUGGGUGCCCACCCUCUCGAUCACUGUCUUGGCUGCUACAGUCUUCACGACAUCCUACUUCUUGGGUGACCUGCUGGUCCACGCGGACUGCUUCCUCAUGAGGAACCACGUCAUCACGGAGCAGCCCAUGCGCUUCGAGAAAACGACCUCGCUCUUGCUGAAGGAGGCCGAGUCCUUUCUGAAAAGGAACAAGCAAGGACCGUUCCUCCUAUUCGUUUCCUUCCUGCACGUCCACGCCCCUCUGAUAACCGGCAAGGAGUUCCUGGGGCAGAGCCGGCACGGGCUGUACGGAGACAACGUGGAGGAGAUGGAUUGGAUGGUAGGUCGGAUCCUGGGGUGUCUGGAGGAGGAAGGGCUGAGCGACAGCACGCUGGUGUAUUUCACGUCAGACCACGGCGGCUCCCUGGAGUCCCAGCUCGGAAGCCACCAGUACGGAGGAUGGAAUGGGAUCUACAAAGGGGGCAAAGGCAUGGGGGGCUGGGAGGGCGGCAUCCGGGUCCCCGGGCUCUUCCGCUGGCCCGGGGUGCUGCCCGCCGGCCGAGUGAUCCGCGAGCCCACCAGCCUCAUGGACAUCUUCCCCACCGUGGUGGAGCUGGCGGGCGGCCAGGUGCCCCGGGACAGGGCCAUCGACGGCCAGGACCUGUGGCCCCUGCUCCUGGGAUCCACGCCCCACAAGCACCUGCUGCCGCACCACGAGGUCCUCUUCCACUACUGCGAGCACCUGCUGCAUGCGGCCCGGUGGCACCAACGUGACCGAGGAAGAGUGUGGAAAGUCCACUACAUGACGCCCAUCUUCCAGCCCGAGGGAGCAGGCGCCUGCUACGGGAGACAGGUCUGCCCGUGCUCGGGGGAAAACGUGACCACGCACGACCCGCCUCUGCUCUUUGACCUUACGCGAGACCCAGGCGAGCGGCAGGCGCUCACGCCCGACACGGAGCCCGAGUUCCACGCAGUGGUCAGCAGGGUCCAGCGGGAGGUGGACAGGCACCGGCAGGGCCUGUUGCGCUCGGUCUUCCAGCAGCUGGGCACCUACCUGAACACCUGGCGGCCGUGGCUGCAGCCCUGCUGCGGCACCUUUCCGCUCUGCUGGUGCUGUCCGGAGGACGAGCCCCGGGAAGACCCCCAGUAGCACAAAGCUCAGACCCGUGCCUCGCGCUGCUGUCUCACCCCGUCGGGCCUGCCCGGGGCUGGGCACGCACUGGCAGAAGGACGAAUGCUGCCUCCCAUUGAAAUAGAAUGAGCUAAAAGGACCUGAAUUGCACAGCUCACACUCAAUAAAAUGCACCCUGCAGCGCUCACCGAGGUGUGGUGCUCAACAGUCCAGUCCGGGGCCGACCGGGGUUUGGUCAAAGCCCCCGGCCGUAACUGCAGCAGGCUGCUCUGUACCCAAAGUCCGCACCAGCCCCACCAGAAAGUUUGGAGGUCACCCAGAUUGAUGGGAGACAGCAGGCAAGCCGGGGCUGCCGUGGAGAAGCUGCCACAGACAAGGCUCAGUUGGCUUCCACUUCUGUGGGGUCAGCAAGGCGUGCAGCCCUUCCCACGGGCGCGAUGUCCAAGCAGGUCCCCCUCAGCUACAGCCCAGGGGAUUCAGGAAAACCCCAACAGAAGCAGGCUCCAAGCACUGGGUUGAAGGAUCGCUAGGUCCCGGUCCAUCGGGGCUGCCACACGCACUCCGGCUGACAGACAGCAGGGCUUGGUGCCCAGUCCUGGAGGCUGAGGUCCACUGCACUGGUCUCUCCCUGUCUCAGUCCAUCAGGGCCGCCAUAUGCAAUCCCACAGCCCGGGCGGCUGGCAGACAACAGGGCUUGGUGCCCAGUCCUGGAGGCUGAGGUCCACUGCACUGGUCUCUCCCUGUCUCAGUCCAUCGGGGCCGCCAUAUGCAAUCCCACAGCCCAGGCGGCUGGCACACAGCAGGGCUUGGUGCUCAGUCCUAGAGGCUGAGGUCCGAGGUCUGGGCGUGGCAGCGCCCGCUCCUCUGAGGGCUCACUCCUGGGCUCCCUGUGUCCUCACUCGUGCGUCCCUCUGUGUGUGUCCGCGUCUUCCCGUCCUCUUCUCAGAAGGACCCAGCCCUGGGCUCAGGGCCACCCUGGGGACUCAGUUUACCUUCACGCCUCUUUAAGGCCCCGGCUCCACACAGCUGCAUGGAGAGUUAAGGCUUCCACCCCGGAAGCUGAGAGCUUAAUGCAACGCAGCCCAGAAAGCUUUCUGUGCUGGGAUUUUGCAGCUCUGCUCUCUGCCUGGGGUUCACUCAGCAGCUCCUGGGGGCGAGGAAGCAGCACCCCAAGUCGAGCACUUCUGGCCCCAGUCCACUCCCCAACCAUUGUGGGUUACGGAAAGAAAUGCAGCUGCUCACCGUGGGACCCCAGUCUCCUGCCAAUCUCUGCCUCAAGGCAGAGGCAGCUCCGCAGCAAAUCACAUUGCCGGGUCUUUUCCCUCCCCUGCAGACCCCUCCACAGCAGCAGUGGAGUUUGCCUGUUUGAUUUUGAUUUGUUUUUUGAGAUAGGGCCUCACCAUGUAGCCCAGGCUGACCUCGAACUCAUGGGCAUCCUCCUGACUCAGCCUCCCGCAUCCUCGGAUAUCAGGGGUGCACCACCACGCCCGGCAGUAAAUAUAUGUUCAAUCCAGGUUAUUUUGGGCUUCAGAGUACAUCCCCAUCUAUACCUGACACACACCUGUCAAUCCAUCCGUAUUAAUAUAACGAAGACAUCCACAGCCCUUGCAGCUAAAAUCAAUCAACAAACUUGUCAAGACAAAGCAAGGAGUGUUAGGGUCAGGGAGGUCAGGCUAAACUACAGGCGGCUGUGCUCGGAUAGGACGCUUGGAUUUUAUGGGACAGGAGACGUAAUGCGAUUAAGUCAAGCAGUGAAGCCAUCCAGUGAUUAGUGCAGGAUUUUUACUUCACUGAGCUGCGCUUUUAUCUUCUGGGGUCAGCUUUGCAGCACACGGUGUUGUUUACACGCCACGUGUGCAGCUGGAUGCACCUUUCACCUCCUGCUCCUCAUCCUAGGCCCCCAAUCUGGGUUUUCGCCUCCCCUGUGAGAAGGCUCUGUCUCCCCCUGGCUGCCGCCUGUCUUAACUCCUCUCCCCGUGUGCGUUCCGGGUUGCUCGAGAAGAGAAACCCUGCAGCCUCGGAGCUUCGGGGUCUGACGUUUUCCCUCGGUGUCACCGUGCAGUCGGCCGUGCCGGGUGGACACCGGAGCCUCCCCUGCCAUUGUGGGGGACUCGGAGAAAGAACGGUGCAGAGUCACCCUGAUCGCCAGGGGGAGCCCAGGAGGAGCCAGAAGAUGACUGCUCAGGCGUGCAGAGGGAGGACAGGGGUGAAGAGCAGGACUGGAACAAGCCGCCCGUCUGUCGGGGAGAAUUCAGGUUUGCUUUUGCAAGGGCUGGAGAAGGAGGAGCGAGGUGGACACGACAAAUAUAACUUUUUCUGGAUUCCUCAGGCCCUUGCGGGUCUUCCGUGGACAGCUGCGUGGCGUCUGCAGUCUUAGGAGGAAGCUGAGUUGGACAGAGCCCACUCGGGCGGCCGGGCCGGGCCAGGCCGGAUUUCCACAUAGCAGCCAGCUG
Heterocephalus glaber (naked mole-rat) is the source of this 4376-nucleotide messenger RNA. RefSeq names its product arylsulfatase L (gene Arsl). NCBI's taxonomy places the organism in Eukaryota, Metazoa, Chordata, Mammalia, Rodentia, Bathyergidae. The record is from RefSeq and is a predicted model, not a curated record. Gene Ontology annotation, molecular function: arylsulfatase activity.